CGCGCCGCGGGGGUUUGAAGUGCGUUAUUUGCGCGCGCACGCCGUACGCGGGCGCGGCGUCUCUGCGCUCCGAACUUCGCGCCGGGAGUUCGCACCCGAGUGGGAGGCUGAGAAAGGCGUUCUCCUGAUCGAUGUUGGCUCCCCCUGGCGGCAGCCGCUCAGCGUUGACGACGAGCGCUCAGGCGUUCUCCGUGGGCAGCCCGGCAGCGGGGCCUCGCCUCCCAGCGCGGGGUCCUCGGCGGCCCGGGCGACUGCUACCCUGCUGCUGUCUUAGGAGCGCGGCCGCUGGUGCGUCUGCUCCGGGCUGGCGGUGGUGGCGGCCGCGGCGGCAGCGGCGGCGGCGACGGCGGCGACGGCGAGGAGACCGGGGACGAAGGGGGUGGGCGCGGCGGCGGCGGCGCCCGGGGCAGGCGGCGGCAAGGGGCGCGAAGAUGGCGGACGUUCUCAGCGUCCUGCGACAGUACAACAUCCAGAAGAAGGAGAUCGUGGUGAAGGGGGAUGAAGUGAUCUUCGGCGAGUUCUCCUGGCCCAAGAACGUGAAGACCAACUAUGUAGUGUGGGGGACUGGAAAGGAAGGCCAACCCAGAGAGUACUAUACAUUGGAUUCUAUCUUAUUUCUACUUAAUAAUGUCCACCUUUCUCAUCCUGUUUAUGUCCGACGUGCAGCUACUGAAAAUAUUCCUGUGGUUAGAAGACCUGACCGAAAAGAUCUACUUGGAUAUCUCAAUGGUGAAGCAUCCACAUCAGCAAGUAUAGACAGAAGUGCCCCUCUAGAAAUAGGACUUCAGCGAUCUACUCAAGUCAAACGAGCUGCAGAUGAAGUUUUGGCAGAAGCCAAGAAGCCACGAAUUGAGGAUGAAGAGUGUGUGCGCCUUGAUAAAGAGAGAUUGGCUGCUCGCUUGGAGGGUCACAAAGAAGGGAUUGUACAGACUGAACAGAUCAGGUCUCUGUCUGAAGCUAUGUCAGUGGAAAAAAUUGCUGCAAUCAAGGCCAAAAUAAUGGCUAAGAAAAGAUCUACUAUCAAGACUGACUUAGAUGAUGAUAUAACUGCCCUUAAACAGAGGAGCUUUGUGGAUGCUGAGGUAGAUGUGACCCGACAUAUUGUCAGCAGAGAGAGAGUUUGGAGGACUCGGACAACUAUCUUACAGAGUACAGGAAAGAAUUUUUCCAAGAAUGUAUUUGCAAUUCUUCAAUCUGUAAAAGCCAGAGAAGAAGGGCGUGCACCUGAACAGCGACCUGCCCCAAAUGCAGCACCUGUGGACCCUACAUUGCGUACCAAACAGCCUAUCCCAGCUGCCUAUAACAGAUAUGACCAGGAAAGAUUCAAAGGAAAAGAAGAAACGGAAGGCUUCAAAAUUGACACGAUGGGCACCUACCAUGGUAUGACCCUUAAAUCUGUAACGGAGGGUGCAUCAGCACGUAAGACUCAGACUCCUGCAGCACAGCCAGUACCGAGACCAGUUUCUCAAGCAAGACCUCCCCCAAAUCAGAAGAAAGGAUCUCGAACACCCAUUAUCAUAAUUCCUGCAGCUACUACCUCUUUAAUAACAAUGCUUAACGCAAAGGACCUUCUACAGGACCUGAAAUUUGUCCCAUCAGAUGAAAAAAAGAAACAAGGCUGCCAACGAGAAAAUGAAACUCUAAUACAGAGAAGAAAAGACCAGAUACAACCAGGGGGCACAGCAGUUAGUGUCACAGUUCCUUAUAGAGUAGUAGACCAGCCCCUUAAACUUAUGCCUCAAGACUGGGACCGGGUUGUAGCAGUUUUUGUGCAGGGUCCUGCAUGGCAGUUCAAAGGUUGGCCAUGGCUUUUGCCUGAUGGAUCACCAGUUGACAUAUUUGCUAAAAUUAAAGCCUUCCAUCUCAAAUAUGAUGAAGUUCGUCUGGAUCCAAAUGUUCAGAAAUGGGAUGUAACAGUAUUAGAACUCAGCUAUCACAAACGUCAUUUGGAUAGACCAGUUUUCUUACGGUUCUGGGAAACAUUGGAUAGGUACAUGGUAAAGCAUAAAUCCCACUUGAGAUUCUGAAUUCCUUGGUUUCCCCUUUUUCUGGAAAUCUGGAUUAAGAAGCUUGGAUAUGCCUUGAUCUAAGACUGAAACUCGAGCUUUAUGAAUUUGUCAAGAAUUUACAAAUGGAGGUCACAGAUUGAUCUUUUAUAAGACCUUAUUUGAUGCUUUAUGCUUCAAAGGGAUGAUAUGAUGCCUGUCGUCCAUAUAAGCAAACUUUUUGGCUUACAACUAUUUUUUUAAGAUUAGCCUUCUAGUAUGUAAUGGAAAUUGUAUAUUUUGAUAGAAGUUUUUCUCUAUUGGUUAAAUUAGCAUUACUUAAAAUUUGUUUCUUUAGAAAAUAAAUAACAAGUUAUAAAUGUGUGUAUAUUUAGAGGUUAUAAGGCUCUCUAAGCCAUCUUCUGAUUUUUCAUUGCUCUAUAAUUCCUUUUAUUGAAAAUACUAUGUUAUGAAUGGUAUUAAAUUUUAGUCCCUGGAACUUAAAAAACCAAGCAAAGGGAUGUGACUACAUUGACUGAGUCAGUAUGUUGAUCUGUAUGUGUACUAUAUCUAUGCUUAUUCUUUAUUUAAAAAGGAAUAAUGAAAAAUCAAGAACAAUUCUUCAGCUUUGUUUGAGCUGUUCAGCCUUUCCAAGACUUCUAAUAAUGAAUACAUUUAAUGAAUGUACAUUCUUCUCACUGAUUUUGGUGAUUUUAAAACUUAGAAUGAUAUAUUUCUGUCUGUGAAACCUGUCCACUUGAAAAAUCUCAAAACACAGAUUAAAAACCUUAGGCUAUAGUACUUUUUAUUCUGGGAGUCAGAGUAUGAUUUUGGGAAAAUGUAUUAAUCCCAGUGCAGUGUAACUUUAACUUCCUUAUCUUUUUUUGUAAGUCCACCUUUGAUUCUUUAUAUGGUAUAGGAUUUUGAGUCUUAUAUUUCUAGGCAUAUUGAUCUUGUAGUUCCCUUCCAUUAUCCCUAAAUAUUGAUAAACUAUUCCAGACACCAAAGAACACAUUUGCUUCAUUAAGUGUCUGAACAAAAACAAGAUAAAAACACUGGUAUUUUUAUGUAUGUAUUCAAUAUCAUAUAAAAUAUAAAACCUAUAUUUUAACUUAGUAAAAUAUUUUACUACUUCUCUACUUUAGAGUGUUAGCAUCCAAGGUAUAAUGAAUGAGAAUUCUCCUUGAGUCUUGCUUUCAAAUCUUUUAUUACUUAAAAGCAACUUGGAACCCCUAAAGAGUUUUUGCCAUUAGAGUCAUCACUGAUCAUUUAUCUUAUGUCAUUUUUCCUCUAUUUUUCCCCCCAGUGAUCUCUCUUAGGCUCACAUAUUUUUUUGUAAAAUUUUUCAUUCCUUCUAUGUUAAGCUGACAUUACCUAGCCUCAUUUUGAAAUUUAAUGCUUUUAUAAAAAUGAGAAGCACUUAUUAUUUAUUUUUUAAGUAACCACAAAAGUCCAAUACCAAUAGUGAAUAGAGAAAGUAUUUAUUCAUGUGAGAUUCACUAGGUUCUUAAGAAGAAAAGCAGACAGACUUUAAAAUUAUUAGAUUUUAGGCUAUUUAUAAGAUUUGAACAGAUUCUGACCCCCUUCUCUUCUCUGCACCCUCUUCUUAAAACUCAAAUUUGUUCACAUUAGAAUAGUAUAUAAAUCUGUUUUCAAAAUAAAUUAUGUAUUGUAUAAACUUUCUCCAUGAUGGAAUAGUUAAUAUUUUAAUGUAAGAUUACUUGUUAAGACUACUACAAGUGGACAUGAACUACCUUUCUAUAAAGAUUUUUAGUAUUUAUACUUAUGUCGUGUAUGAAUUCACUUGAUACAGAGUGUGGUUAAAAUUGGGAACAUCUACUUUAAACAGGGUUUAUUUUUCUAUCUUGAAUUUGCCUUAUGUAUAUUCAAAGGCUUCUGGAAAUACUGUAAGGAACAUUGGAAAAAGUACAAAUAUCCUGUGCCAUGUAUUUUAAAUUCAGACCCUUAAUAAGUACUUAUUUUCUUUGUCUUUUGCUUCUUUCUCUCCUCUCUUCUCUUUUCUCCCCUCUCAUCUCCUUUCUUUGCUUUCUCUCUCUUUCUUUGGCAGUUCAAUCCCCUACUGAGGUCAAUGUAAUUAAUUUUAUAGCCAUUGAGCCAAUCACUAUUCAUUCUCUCAUGACUCCUCUAAGGCCUACAGCAGCACCUAUUGUAGUGCCUUGCACAUAGGCAUUCAGUAAAUGUUUAUGUGCAUGAAUGGACAAUGGGUUUUCAAUAUAACUGAUUUAUUACAAAAAGUGCUUUUGGCUAUACUUGGUUGUGGAGUUUGAAGAUACAGAAUUCCACUGAAUGAAGAGGCACACAAGAUAUUUUAAUGAACUACGCAGUAAGAAACAUGACUUAACCCAUAGUUAUGGUUAACUGGAAACACCGUUGUUUUGUUCCACUGGUGAAUGAAAGUUCCAUUUCUUUAUUCAUAGGACACUCUUCUGAGUCAGGUAACAUUCAGAAGCUGUAGGUUCCAAUCAGUGGCUUUCAGUCCUGACUGCACAUUAGAAUCAUUUGAGGGAUCUUUAAAAAAGACCAUUGUCUGAAUCCUGAUUUUGAUACACUUAGUGUGGGAUGAGUCCUGGUCAUCAGUGUAUUUUAAAAAUUCUUCAGUUAAUUUUAUGUUCAGAAAGAUUUGAGAAUUGCUUGUUUAAUUCGUUGUUAAAAACAAUGCCAGUAUUAAAUGUUCUGUUUCCUCUCCCUUUUCCUCUUCUUUUAUUUUUUUGUGGCCACCUUUUGCACUAGACCAUCCCCAUUUUUGGUGGUAUUGGCCUGUAGUUCCACAUGACAAAUUCAAGUCUUAUUUAUUUAAUAUAGGGGUAUUUUGCUGUUUAAUAUUUAAACAAUGUUUUAAUAUAUUACCUUAUAAGCUAGCAUUAUAGUUUAUGAUUUCCCAUAUGUCCCAUAUUCCUUACUGUUUUUUAACAGCAGCUUGACAACAGACCAUACAGAAAUAACUAAUUCACAAUGAGGAAAAUUCAUAGCUAAUUUUUAAGGUAGAAGGAAGUAAAGUAUUAAAUUCUUUCUGCCAUGCAGAAUUAAACAAAUAGAGUUUGCUUAGGAAAGAGGCAUAAUACUUUUUAAUUGGUCUACACAGAAAAGUAAAUUAUUCAUUUAAAUAAAAUUCAUUACCUAAUAAAAUGAAAUUAAAGUGAUGACAUUGUUCUUUUCUGAAGGGUGGGAAGUGGGUAUUCAGUUGCCAUAUUUCUUAGUACAUAAUAUGACAAUUCCAUUUUAUCAGUGUUAACAACAGAAAUGAUGAUGGGAAUGCAUAUGUGGCCAGAAAUAAGUGCCUCUUUGACAGAUAACUAUUAUCUGAGUCGUAGUUGUCAAAUUAGUUUAUAAAAUUCUUUGAGACCAGCAGUAUAUUUUAUAAUAUCACAAAUACAGUAAUUGUUGUAAAAGCUGGUCAAAAUUAAACAUGAAAAAUAAAUUUAAUUACAUUAACUUUAAUAUCGACUGAAUUUUUAUUCAUUUGGAUUUGAUACUCAGCUGGUUAGCCAUAACAUUUUAACUUUAGAAAUAAAAAGUGGAGAAAUGACUGAAUUUGGCUUAAGUUAAAAAUUGGAUUAGAAAUUUUGAAAUGCCAUGUCCUUUAUGUUUCGGUCUGUUUAUUGCCACAUUUGAAUAUAUACCCCUGUAUAGUCUCUAUGUAAUAUGUUGGAAUAAUAAUUAAGGAAAAAUUAAAGAUGUAAGAUAGAUGUACAAAUGUUUAGUAAAUGUAUAUUAAGUAACAAUACUUCCAAUUUAUUGAUCUGUUUGGGUUUAUAUGUAUUAGGCAGUGUUUAUGAAUACUUUGGGGGUUAUAAAUGUGUGCCGAUUAAAUGAGUAAAUCUAUACUAUUAUUGCCAGAAUUCAAAAGGUGGGGCAAUACUGUGUCAAACUUAAGUAAAUGAUUUAUGUCUCUGA
This is a messenger RNA of Manis pentadactyla (Chinese pangolin), 5900 nucleotides long. It is a transcript of the gene CDC73, whose product is annotated as cell division cycle 73. Bases 132 to 2027 code for a protein of 631 amino acids. The record is from RefSeq and is a predicted model, not a curated record. Gene Ontology annotation, molecular function: RNA polymerase II complex binding. Gene Ontology annotation, cellular component: Cdc73/Paf1 complex. The transcript is spliced from 17 exons. Lineage: Eukaryota; Metazoa; Chordata; Mammalia; Pholidota; Manidae. Gene Ontology annotation, biological process: positive regulation of transcription elongation by RNA polymerase II; transcription elongation by RNA polymerase II.